AUGACAGUUUAUGCUAUUAUAUGGACUGAUAUGAACUUUGAAAAAUGCGACGGAACACCGACUUGCAUCAAAGGUUCACCGUAUAUUGACAACACACAGUACGUGUGUUUCUGGUUAAUCGAAACACUUAAUAACUUCAGCACCAGUUUGCAACUUUGUCAGCGUGAUCACGGAAGCUUAGGAAUUAUUCCAGAUCAGAAUACUCUGAAUUGGCUAAAUGUCUACAGGACGGAUGCUGGGAAACAACUGAACGAGUUUUACGUCGGUUAUAUAAAAGACGCUUCGAACGGUCUUGUGACUUUAGAUGGCCGACAGCAAAACUGGGCACCCUGGAAGAGUGGGCAACCAAGUGGUGCGACAGGUGCUUCCUGUGUAACUUCGUUUAAUCUGGAUGGUACUUUCUGGGAAGAAUUUUGUACUGAUACAUACUAUGCUAUAUGUCAAUGGCCAGCAUAUUUUGCGAAAUUUUGGAACCCAACAACAACUAAUGAAGCAACAACAGAAAAAUAUUCUACAACUGCGACAAUAGAAACUUCCACACUUGAAGAAACAACAGAAAACACCAUGCCUGUAACAACAGCACAUAACUUCGAGAGAACAACGGAUCGAUCGUGCCGGUGUAACUGUAAAACAGUAAAUUUGAAAGUUAACUAUACUAUAAGUGUCGAACUAAAGGCUGAAAUAGCAGCGAACAUUUCAAAGGAACUUUCUGUAAAUGUAGAUACUUUGUCGUCAACUAUUCGAUCAAAGACAUCAGCUAAAGACGACAGACCAUCUUCAGCUAGUAUAGGAUAUAUAGGAGUGAUACUAUUGGUCAUUGUAUUUGGUGGACUUAUGAUUUUAGAUCUUCCUGUUUUUUUGAUAGAUUUGAAAUUACGAUUGCAUAAUUUGAAAUGUUGCCAAAAAUCAAAUCAAACUCAAUGUUAACAUAAUCUGAGCAAGAAAUUUUAUAACAGCCUCAACACUUAAUGUUAAAUAAGGUUUUCCUAAUUUAAAUUUAAUAUUUUUUCCUGUUUAACUUACUCAAGCUUAAAUGUUUAUGGAGCAGAAUUCAGUCUUGAAAUUAUUUUUAAUCGAUAUUUUCUAAUGAGAGGGUUGUUACAUCAAUUACCAUUCAGCUAGAUGUCAAUAGCAAUUACGUUAAACAUACAUUUAGCUACACAUUGCUGCUUAAGUACUACGAGAAACAUGUUUCUUCUUUAAGAUUUAUACAUUUGAGUGAAUUUCCAGGUUAAAAGUAAAACCACAGAGUUACUGCACUCCGAUGAUUUACUUUUAAAACAAACAGUAUGUCGUUGUUACAGGAGAUUAUGAAUUCCAACUAUAAAGGAUAUACUCUUCGUUUUUAAGAAAUAAAUGUCAAUAACAUUUAUGAUUGCUCAUUUAAAAACAAAAUGGUGGACGUCGCAUGGCGAGGGUUCUACAGAUUAUACUGUUUCCAGUGAGUUUUUCAUUGUUUGAUAAAUACUGUGAAAGAGGGACGAAAGAUACCAAUGGGACAGUCAAACUCAUAAAUCUAAAAUAUACUGACAACGCCAUGGCUAAAAAUGAAAAAGACAAACAGACAAACAGACAAACAAUAGUACACAUGACACAACAUAGAAAACUAUAGAAUAAACAACACGAACCCCACCAAAAACUAGGGGUGAUCUCAGGUGCUCAAAAAGGAUAAGCAGAUCCUGCUCCUCAUGUGGCACCCGUCGUGUUGCUUGUGUGAUAACAAAUCCGGUAAAUAGUAUAAUUUGGUAGGUCACAUUCAUGACA
Messenger RNA from Mytilus trossulus (common blue mussel), 1764 nucleotides. RefSeq lists its product as uncharacterized. The coding region runs from base 1 to 927 and encodes 308 amino acids. The transcript is spliced from 4 exons. The record is from RefSeq and is a predicted model, not a curated record. NCBI's taxonomy places the organism in Eukaryota, Metazoa, Mollusca, Bivalvia, Mytilida, Mytilidae.